CCCCGCGCUGCAGCUGGCGGCUGUGACAUGUGCUCACAGGAAGACUUCCAGGCACGGAGGAGCCAGCUGGUGGCACUGUUGGUCUCGGGGUCCUUGGAGGGCUUUGAGAGCAUCUUGGACUGGUUGCUGUCCUGGGAUGUGCUGUCCUGGGAGGACUAUGAGGGUCUCCGUCUCCCUGGCCAACCUCUCUCCCAUUCUGCCAGGCGCCUACUGGACACAGUCUGGAACAAGGGUGAUUGGGGCUGUCAGAAGCUUCUUGAAGCUAUCCAGGAGGCCCAGGCCAACAGUCACACCCUUGAACUGCAUGACAGCUGGGACACUCACUCCCUUCAUCCCACCAGAGACCUGCAGAGUCACCGGCCAGCCAUUGUCAGGGAACUCUACAACCACAUAGAAGCCGCGCUGGAGCUGGCAAGGGAGAGGGGAUUCCUGAGUCAGUACGAAUGUGACGAGAUCAGGCUGCCAAUCUUCACGUCAUCGCAGAGGGCAAGAAGGCUGCUUGAUCUUGCCACAGUGAAGGCAAAUGGACUGGCUGCCUUCCUUCUGCAGCACAUCAAGAAAUUACCUUCACUGCUCCUGACUUCCGAAGCUGCUGAGUGCCAAAGGUUCAUCUCGAAGCUGAGGACCAUGGUGUCAGCUCAGUCUCGCUUCCUCAGUACUUACGACGGGUCAGAGAAUCUUUGCCUGGAGGAUAUAUACACGGAGAACAUCUUGGAGCUGCGGACAGAGGUGGGCACGGCUGGGGCCACGCAGAAGAGUCCCACCGUCCUGGGCCUGGAGGAACUCUUUGGUACCCAUGACCAUCUGAACAAGGAUGCAGACACCGUACUGGUGGUGGGCGAAGCAGGCAGUGGCAAGAGUACCCUCUUGCAGCGGCUGCACUUGUUGUGGGCCACGGGGCAGAACUUCCAGCAGUUUCUCUUCGUUUUCCCAUUCAGCUGCCGGCAGCUGCAAUGCAUGGCCAAACCGCUGUCUCUAAGGACGCUGCUCUUUGAGCACUGCUGUUGGCCGGAUGUUGCCCAGCAGGAUGUCUUCCAGUUCCUCCUUGACCAUCCUGACCGUGUCUUGUUAACCUUCGACGGCUUGGAUGAGUUCAAGUUCCGGUUUACCGACCGGGAGCGUCACUGCUCCCCAACCGACCCCACCUCAGUCCAGACCCUGCUCUUCAACCUCCUUCAGGGGAACCUGUUGAAGAACGCCUGCAAGGUGCUGACCAGUCGUCCAGACGCCGUGUCAGCGCUCCUCAGGAAGUUCGUCCGGACCGAAUGCCACCUCAAGGGCUUCUCCGAAGAAGGCAUCGAACUAUACCUGAGGAAGCACCACCGGGAACCCGGAGUGGCAGACCGCCUCAUCUGCCUGCUCCAAGCCACAUCAGCCCUGCACGGUUUGUGCCACCUCCCUGUCUUCUCAUGGAUGGUGUCCAGAUGCCACCAGGAACUGUUGCUGCAGAAUGGGGAGUUCCCGACAACCAGCACAGACAUGUACCUCCUGAUCCUCCAGCAUUUCCUGUUGCACGCCUCCCCCCCAGAUUCCUACCCCCUCGGUCUGGGACCUCGGCUCCUUCAAAGCCGGCUCUCCACCCUGCUGCACCUUGGCCACCUGGCUCUCCAGGGCCUGGCCCUGAGCUGCUAUGUGUUCUCAGUCCAGCAGCUCCAGGCAGCACAGGUUGACUCUGAGGACAUUGCUCUUGGCUUCCUGGUACGUGCCCAAAGCGUUGUGCCCGGGAGCAAGGCACCCCUGGAAUUCCUGCACAUUACCUUCCAGUGUUUUUUCGCCGCGUUCUACCUGGCAGUCAGUGCGGACACAGCGGCAGCCUCCCUCAGGCACCUCUUCGGCUGUGGCCGGCUGGGCAGCUCACUGCUGGUUAGACUGCUGCCCACUCUGUGUAUCCAGGGCUCCAGAGUCAAGAAGGGCAGCGAAGUGGCUCUCCUACAGAAAGCUGAGCCACACAACUUGCAGAUCACAGCAGCCUUCCUAGCGGGCCUGUUGUCCAAGGAGCAUCGGGACCUGCUAGUCGCAUGCCAGAUCCCUAAGAGGGUGCUACUCCAGCGCCACGCAUGUGCCCGCUCAUGUCUGGCCCAAAGCCUUCGGGAACACUUCCACAACAUCCCACCUGCUGUGCCCGGUGAGGCCAAAAGCAUGCAUGCCAUGCCUGGCUUCAUUUGGCUUAUCCGGUGCUUGUAUGAGAUGCAGGAGGAGCAGUUGGCACAGGAGGCUGUGCGUCGCUUGGACAUUGGGCACCUGAAGUUAACAUUUUGCAGAGUGGGCCCUGCAGAGUGUGCUGCUCUGGCCUUUGUGCUGCGGCACCUCCAGCGGCCUGUGGCCCUGCAGCUGGACCACAACUCUGUUGGCGAUGUUGGCGUUGGGCAGCUGCUGCCCUGCCUUGGUGUCUGCACAGCACUGUAUUUGCGAGAUAACAACAUCUCAGACAGAGGUCUCUGCACACUGAUCGAGUAUGCCCUUCACUGUGAGCAGCUGCAGAAGCUCGCUCUCUUCAACAACAAGCUCACAGACAGCUCUGCCUACUCCAUGGCCAAGCUCCUUGCACACAGGCAGAACUUCUUGUCACUGAGGGUGGGCAACAAUCACAUCACAGGUGCUGGAGCCCAGGUGCUGGCCCAGGGACUCAAGAACAACACCUCUCUGAAGUUCCUGGGGUUCUGGGGCAACAGUGUGGGCGAUAAGGGUGCCCAAGCUCUAGCCGAAGCUGUGGCUGAUCACCAGAGUAUGAUGUGGCUCAGCCUGGUGGGGAACAACAUUGGCAGCAAGGGUGCCCAGGCCCUAGCACUGAUGCUAGAGAGGAACAAGGCACUGGAGGAGCUCUGCCUGGAGGAAAACCAUAUCUGUGACGAAGGGGUGUGUUCUCUUGCAGAAGGACUGAAGAGAAAUUCAAGUUUAAAAAUCUUGAAGCUGUCCAACAAUGGCAUUACUUACCGGGGUGCAGAAGCCCUCCUGCAGGCCCUCAGCAGGAAUAGUACCAUUCUGGAAGUUUGGCUCCGAGGGAACACCUUCUCCCUGGAGGAAGUCGAAGCACUCAGCUCCAGUGACAGCAGACUCCUGCUAUGACCUCUCAGCCUUGGAGGUGUGGACUCUGGAGGCUGAAGAGCUCCAGGCAACAUCCCCAUGCUACUCAGGGCUGGACUUUUCUCCUGGGAGCACUAUAGUCACCUUCUGAUAGCAGAAAAAGAUGCUCCAGUGCCCUCCAGAACUGACUUCUCCCAA
Microtus oregoni (creeping vole) is the source of this 3222-nucleotide messenger RNA. RefSeq names its product nucleotide binding oligomerization domain containing 2 (gene Nod2). Gene Ontology annotation, molecular function: protein binding. Bases 28 to 3066 code for a protein of 1012 amino acids. The record is from RefSeq and is a predicted model, not a curated record. The transcript has 12 exons. Lineage: Eukaryota; Metazoa; Chordata; Mammalia; Rodentia; Cricetidae. Gene Ontology annotation, biological process: regulation of apoptotic process.